Molecule: messenger RNA, 462 nt
Organism: Penicillium salamii
Lineage: Eukaryota; Fungi; Ascomycota; Eurotiomycetes; Eurotiales; Aspergillaceae
Source: the annotation of a GenBank genome assembly
AUGGCGUGUACCUAUAACUUCGACGUUCUCCCAACCACGGCCUCCCCGCAAUCCCCGAGCCCUCCUAACUUAGAAAGACGAUCAUCUUUGAAGGGCUGUGUCUUCAGUAUGAUUUUCAUCGCCCCUGGGCAACCUGUACAAGAUCGUCGAGCCACUACAUCAUCAGUAUCUUCUAAUUUGUCGACCCACCUAACCAGUUCGGUGGAGACCCUUUCAGCCAAAGUGCCCAAGGUCAAGGCUACUGUCAGCAACCAGGUGGCCCCAGGCCGCAGAACUUCUACCCUUCAAAUAUCCAACAACCCGGCUACAUGCAACCCCCAGUCCAAUACAACCAGCAAGCCAACCCUUCAUUCUAUGGCGAACAACACCCACAACCCCAAUUCCCCAACACCCCCAACAACCCAUUCUCCCAAAAUGGCAAUGCUACCUCGCCCUAUCCCCCAGAACAACAAAUGCCAAUAG